Molecule: messenger RNA, 391 nt
Organism: Passer montanus (Eurasian tree sparrow)
Lineage: Eukaryota; Metazoa; Chordata; Aves; Passeriformes; Passeridae
Product: sodium/glucose cotransporter 2-like
Exons: 2
Biological process (GO): sodium ion transport; transmembrane transport
Cellular component (GO): plasma membrane
Molecular function (GO): D-glucose:sodium symporter activity
Source: RefSeq, a predicted model, not a curated record
AGGGCUGCGCGGGCUGAUGCUGGCCGUGGUGCUGGCCGCGCUGAUGUCGUCGCUGGCCUCCAUCUUCGCCAGCUCGGCCGCGCUCUUCACGCUCGACGUCUACAGGAGGGUGCGGCCGGGGGCGGGGCCACGGCACCUGCUGCUGGCCGGCAGGCUGUGGGUGGUGGCCAUGGUGGGGCUGAGCCUGGCCUGGCUGCCCGUGGUGGAGGCGGCGCGGGGCGGGCAGCUCUUCGACUACAUGCAGGCGCUGGCCUCGUACCUGGCCCCGCCCGUGGCCGCCGUCUUCUUCCUGGCCGUGUUCGUGCCCCGCGUCAACGAGCCGGUGAGCGCCGCACCUGGGCGCACCUGGGGGGGAGAUCAACACACCUGGGGGCGCCUGGGAUCUAUUGGG